Messenger RNA from Cyprinodon tularosa, 2870 nucleotides. Its product is annotated as venom serine protease 34-like. The record is from RefSeq and is a predicted model, not a curated record. Lineage: Eukaryota; Metazoa; Chordata; Actinopteri; Cyprinodontiformes; Cyprinodontidae. The transcript has 19 exons. Gene Ontology annotation, biological process: cell-matrix adhesion; proteolysis. Gene Ontology annotation, molecular function: serine-type endopeptidase activity. The coding region runs from base 48 to 2549 and encodes 833 amino acids.
GUUGUUCUUUCAUGCAAAACUAAACAUUGGAUUUGUGCCAGCUAUUGAUGUAUAUAACCUUGUCGCAUCCUCAUUCUAUUAUUAAACAGACUAGAGAGGCACAUAGUGAAGGGUUCACUUUAGACUUUUGCAGGAUGGUGGGGAAAAUAAUACUACCUGUACUUCUUCUGUCAAUUAUUGGUAAAGGGACAACUCAGACAUCAGGAAAUACAACUCAAAACCCAGGUGAAAUGACAACUCAAAACCCAGGAGGAAUGACAAUUCAGAGCCCAAGACCCCUCUACCAAACUGGUGGAACAACAAGCUCUCGAAGCGAUGAUGGAAGCUCCCCACGAAUUUCACUCCUCCAACCCUUCAGCUACUUUGGCAAAUCUUACCUUCAGAUUUAUGUGAAUCACAAUGGACAUCUGACCUUUGAAGCACCAUGGUAUAGUUAUUCACCAAAACCGUUUCCAAUGUAUGGAGGCAGAGACAUCAUUGCUCCUUACUGGACCGAUUUAGACAAUAGUAGAAGUGGUAACAUCUACUACGUUCAGUACACCAAUGGCUCUAUUCUCCAACAAGUUACCCAGGACAUCAACUCUUACUUCCCACAAAUUAACUUUUAUGCCACCUGGAUCUUUAUUGCAACAUGGCAUAAAGUUCCCUAUUAUUUAAGGCCUGAAACACAAUCAACCUUUCAGGUAGUUUUGGCUUCCAAUGGGAAUUAUUCAUUUGUGCUUCUGAAUUAUGGGGCCCUGGCACCGAGGGAGACCUCUAUAGAGGCUGGAUAUGACACAGCCUAUUCCUGUCACCAUUCCACCAUUGUUGGAUCAUUCUCUAAUAACACAAUUUUCAACGAUUCACUUUUAAGCCAUGGUAGUAACGUCAAUGUAUCCGGUCGCUGGGCUUUCCGCCUAGAUAAUGGAUCAAGAGACUGCAUUGAACACAGGAAGAACUUUUCAGGACCCCUCUACCAAAUUUGUGGAACAACAAGCUCUCGAAGCGAUGAUGGAAGCUCCCCAAGAAUUUCACUCCUCCAACCCUUCAACUAUUUUGGCAAAUCUUACGUUCAGAUUUAUGUGAAUCACAAUGGACAUCUGUCAUUUGAAGAACCAUGGGGUAGUUUCUUCCCCCAACGUUUUCCAAUGUAUGGAUGUAGAGACAUCAUUGCUCCUUACUGGACUGACUUAGACAAUAGUAGAAGUGGUAACAUCUGCUAUGUUCAGUAUACCAACGGCUCUAUUCUCCAACAAGUUACCCAGGACAUCAACUCUUACUUCCCACAAAUUAACUUUUAUGCCACCUGGAUCUUUAUUGCAACAUGGCAUAAAGUUCCCUAUUUUUCAAUGCCUGAAACACAAUCAACCUUUCAGGCCGUCUUGGCUUCCAAUGGGAAUAACUCUUUUGUGUUGAUGAAUUACAACCCCCUAGCACCCAAGGAGAUCGCUGUAGAGGCUGGAUAUGACACAGCCCAAUCCUCUCACCACUUCACCAUCCAUGGAUCAUUUUCUAAUGACACAGUCUUCAACAGCUCCCUUUUAAGUCAUGGUAGUAACGUCAAUGUACCUGGUCGCUGGGCUUUCCAUGUAAAUAAUGGUUCAAGGGGCUGCAGUUUCAAUGGUUGUCAAGCACAAAAGCCAGAAUGUGGUUAUGUAGGUUCAAGAGCCAGAAUCGUUGGAGGUCAGGAUGCAACUACUGGGCGCUGGCCUUGGCAAGCAAGCUUACAGCGAGUUGGUGGUUCCUCCUUUUGUGGAGGAUCCCUGAUCUCUGACCAGUGGGUGCUCACUGCUGCUCACUGUGUAGGAAGCGGAAUCGUUACGGCUGAAGUCCAUCUGGGUGUCCACAGUUUAUCAAAUCCCAACGCCAACGAAGUGAUUCGGGGGAUUGACUACUUCAUCUGCCAUCCUGACUAUGAUUCUUCCACUUUGGAGAAUGACAUGUGCCUCCUGAAGCUCUCAUCUCCUGUCUACUUUACAGACUACAUACAACCUGUAUGUUUAGCCUCAGUGGAGAGCACCUUUCAUGAUGGUACUACCAGCUGGGUCACUGGCUUUGGGGACCUUGGCAAUGGGAUGACACCUACCAUCCUGCAAGAAGUAGAACUGCCAAUUGUGGGAAACAAUAAGUGCUCUUGCUACAAUCAAGACUUUGCCACCAUCACAGAGAACAUGAUUUGUGCAGGCUUUGAUCUGGGAGGAAAGGACUCAUGUCAGGGAGACUCAGGAGGACCACUGGUGGUAUACAAUGGGUUUGUGUGGGUCCAAGCUGGAGUGGUGAGUUUUGGAGAUCGUUGUGCCAUUCCAAAGAGACCCGGAGUGUACGCUCGAGUGUCGCAGUACGAGAAAUGGAUCCAUGAUAGUGUUACUGGAAGGAAGCCAGGCUUUGUGAACUUCACCUCCCCAGGCACCGACUUUGACUUGUCCUUCACCUGUGCUACAUCGAUGCCUUUCACCACUGACGAUAGUAUUUUUGGCAGUGGUAAAAAUCUGAGUCACUUCACUCAUUUCGUGACUCUCUCUGCUCUUGCUCUGGUUCUUCAUGUCUUUGUUGGUAGUGAGGGAAUGUAAAAGAUGGAGUUUUAUUUUUGUUAUGCACUUAUGCAGAGGCUGAUUUUUUCCAUUUUCUUGCUUAUCUGCGGUUCAGGUGACCUAAACAAAUUUAGAUUUUCUUUACUCAUUUAAAAAAUACAUAAGUUGUUUAUUUAGAAUCUAAUACAGUAUUUAUGGGGAAAAAAUGUAUCCUAUCUAAAUGAAACAAUCUCACUAAUCCAGCACUAUUAUGGCUAAGUUGUAUGAUUACAAGUGGGCUGAUUUUUUAAAAGUUUGUCUUUAUGGAUUUAGAUUCACAGGCAUUCAUAAUCAAAAAUAAACAAGCUUUUCAAAUUUAAA